Talaromyces amestolkiae is the source of this 3171-nucleotide messenger RNA. RefSeq lists its product as uncharacterized. Lineage: Eukaryota; Fungi; Ascomycota; Eurotiomycetes; Eurotiales; Trichocomaceae. The record is from RefSeq and is a predicted model, not a curated record. The coding region runs from base 1 to 3171 and encodes 1056 amino acids. Gene Ontology annotation, biological process: autophagy; vesicle-mediated transport; endosomal vesicle fusion. The transcript has 4 exons. Gene Ontology annotation, cellular component: cytoplasm; fungal-type vacuole membrane.
AUGUUAUCCGCCUUCAAACCGCGACCGCUCGUUGAACUCAAACAACGCGACAAGUCCAAGAUCGAAUCCAUUCUCGCAUACGGUGACCGCUUGCUUGUUGGACUCAAUAAUGGGAGUCUGAGGGUAUAUAGGGUCAACGAAGCUGUGACUGAAUCUGCUGCCGAGAAUGGGAAAGGGAAUGGGCAUGCACUCGAAAACGCCGCAAAGGAUGAAACCCAACAGCAACAGCAAGAAUCGUCUACGGUGAAAUCGGUCGAUCUAUUACGCGAAAAAGAAAAAUUCACGAGGUACAAAGCUGAGCAACUUGCUUUUAUCAAAGAGGCGAAUAUACUGGUUGUGUUGUCGGGUAGUUAUGUUUCUUUACAUGAUUUGCAGAGCUACGAAUUGCAAGAACAGCUUGCCAAAACCAAAGGAGCGAGUACGUUCGCUGUCACGUCGAAUGUGAUCAAUGAUAUCGAAACGGAUCUGCCGUCGAUAGUGUCCCGGCUAGCAGUUGCUGUGAAACGGAAAAUUCUUCUCUGGACAUGGAAGGAUAUGGAAUUAGUUCCUGAGAUUACAGAGAUCACACUCGUCAGUGGUAUCAAAACAUUGACAUGGGUAUCCAGCACAAAACUGAUUGCGGGAUUGGGCUCAAACUAUGUUUUGGUCAAUAUCGAAACAAAGGAGCUAAACGAUAUCGUUGGGCCUGGAAGUAUCGGCGGUGGACCGGGCCAGGAAUCAAGUCGACUAGGCGGUGUUGGUGUGGCUAGUAUGAGCUACAUUGGCAUGGGAGGAAUGGUACCGAAACCACUCGCAACUCGGCUGAGUGAAGGCCAAGUGCUUCUAGCCAAGGACAUCAAUACUCAUUUUAUCGAUAUUGAUGGCAAGUCAUUGGGCAAACGACAAAUACCGUGGAGCACCGCUCCUGAAGCUCUCGGAUAUUCGUAUCCGUAUCUUUUGGCGCUACAGGAACCUUCUAAAGGAACGUUGGAAGUUAGGAAUCCGGAUACCUUGUCACUUUUGCAAUCGAUAUCUUUGCCCUCUGCUAGUCUGCUUCAUAUGCCGCACCCGACUAUUAGUUUAGCGCAUGCCGGGAAAGGAUUUCUGGUGGCUAGCGACCGGGUUAUUUGGAGGAUGGAAGCUCUAAGUUACGAUGACCAGAUUGAUGGUCUAGUUGAAAAUGGGUAUCUGGACGAGGCAAUCAGUCUCCUAAAUAUGCUCGAAGACGCUCUUUUGAAGGACAAAGCAGGCCGAUUGCGAGAGGCUCAAUUGCAAAAGGCGCAGAAGUUGUUCGAUCUCAGAAAGUAUCGUGACGCUCUUGAUCUGUUUGCGGAGGUUUCGGCGCCUCCUGAGGUCGUUAUAAGGCUAUACCCAAAGGUCAUUGCGGGAGAGCUGUCGACUGUUGAAGAGGAUUCAGAUCGAACGGAUGAAGAAGAGCCCUCCACGCCAAAGGGCCAGAAUGAAGUGCAGGCUGGUACAGAUGGGCCCUCUAUAGUAGAUGCGUCUCCUGCCAAAGCUUCUAUCUAUGCGCCUUCACUCACUUCAUUUCUUCGUACUAGAGAAGAAGGGAGUGAUGACGGUAGCGUUCGCGGCAAGUCAAGUGAAAUCCUAGAGCCAGAUAAGAAAUUAGAAGGAAAGGAUCUCAAAAACGCAGUGCGUGAGCUGCAAGGCUAUCUAGCAGACGUCAGGCGCCGAUUUCAGAGGUUCAUCAAUCCAGAUGGCACUCUGCGUACUGAAUCCUUGCAUCAAGAUAGCGCAAACAACGAAUUCUUACAGUCUGUUCGGAUGUUGCUCGGUCUUUCGCAGAACGCUGAAGACAUUGAAUUUGGAGACCGUUUACGCGAAAAUGCCAAAUUGGUCGACACGACCCUUUUCAGAGCUCAUAUGUAUGCCACACCUAGUCUAGCAGGAUCGCUCUUCCGUAUCGCCAAUUUCUGUGAUCCAGACGUGGUCAUGGAGAAAUUGGAAGAACACGGGCGCGAUACCGAGUUGAUUGACUUUUACUACGGCAAGAAGAUGCAUCGUCGCGCACUAGAACUACUCUUCAAAUUCGGUCAGGCCGAAGCCGACGUAGAGAAAGAGGAAGAGGAAAAUCCUAUACUUGCACAACUUCGCGGCCCGAAACGCACUGUUGCUUAUCUGCAGCAUCUGUCCCCGGAGUAUAUUGACCUCAUCCUGGAGUUUGCAGAAUGGCCUCUAAAGGAAGACUCUGAGCUCGGCAUGGAUAUCUUUUUGGCUGAUACGGAGAAUGCCGAGACGCUUCCGCGGCAUCAGGUCGAAGAAUUCCUUGAGAAAAUCGAUAUUGCUCUCGCUAUUCGUUAUUUGGAACAUGUCAUUGACGAGCUGAACGAUUUAAGUCCUGAUUUACACCAAAGAUUGUUACAUCUCUAUCUGGAACGAUUGAAAGCCUACGAAAAAACUGGCGAGGAAGACGAGGAAACUUAUUCUUCAUGGCAAACAAAAUUCUUGGAAUUCCUGAAAUCGAGCACUCAGUAUUCCCCGGCAAAAAUGUUAAAUCUUUUGCCUCGCGAUGAUCCGAAUUUCUACGAGGCUAGGGCGAUCGUGUUUAGUAAGAUGGGCCAGCAUCGACAAGCGUUGGAGAUUUAUGUCUUCAAACUGCAGGAGCAUGAAAAGGCAGAAGAGUACUGCAAUCACAUCCACAUCACAGAGGAGACGAGUACGGCUGAGGUGGCUCCAUCUCAGCGUCUAGCGCCCACGGAUGCUGAUAACACCAAACCAACAAUCUACCUGACAUUAUUGUCUCUGUACCUUUCUCCUCCACAUGACUACAAACCGCAAUACGGUCCCGCAUUGGAUAUCCUCGCCAAACACGGAGCUCGGCUACCGGCAAACUCAACACUCGACCUAAUUCCCGAAGACAUUGCAGUAAGAGAGCUCGAGUUCUACUUCCGCAACCGAAUCCGUGCUGCCAGCUCAAUUGUGAAUGAGGCGCGAAUCGUCGCAAAUCUGCAAAAAGUGCAGAACGUCAAGAUGCAAGCUCAACUACUGGUUGGGGAAGGCCUUUCGAACGAUAAUAAAGCGCGCAGUCGACAUGUGACAAUCACAGAUGAUCGCGCAUGCGGUAUUUGUUAUAAGAGGUUGGGCGGGAGCGUUAUCAGUGUGUUUCCGGAUAAUACGGUCGUCCAUCUCGGAUGCGCGAAUCGAAUGACGUCAAACCAAGUAGCGCCGUGA